GAUCUGGGGGCUUUGUAUCCGGCGCUCCUCAGUGCCACCCCACCGCUGCGAUCCGCGCUGUCUCCUCUCUGCUCCCCAGCUUUGAUCCCGGCCGCGCCGCCAUGACGCAGGCGGAGAUAAAGCUGUGCUCCCUGCUGCUGCGCGAGCAUUUCGGCGAGAUCGUGGAGAAGGUGGGGACGUACCUGGUGAGGACAGGCAGCCAGCCGCUGCGCGCCAUCUGCGCCGACACCGGGCUGGCGUUGGACCAGGUGAGGAAGGCGCUGUGCGUCCUCAUCCAGCACAACCUGGCCGCAUACCAGCUGCAGAAGCGCGGCUGCGUGGAGUACGAGGCUCGGUGCCGCCGGGUGCUGCGCAUCCUGCGCUACCCGCGCUACAUCUACACCGCCAAGGCGCUGUACGGCGACACCGGGGAGCUGCUGGUGGAGGAGCUGCUCCUCAACGGCAAAAUGACGCUGAGCGCCGUGGUGAGGAAGGUGGCGGAUCGGUUGACGGAGACCAUGGAAGGUGGGCGCUGCUCCCCCUCCGUGCGGGGACCUGGUGGGGACCUGGUGGGGGUGGAGGAUGCAGUAAGGAGCGCUGUGUGCAGGGCUGGGCUCCCCAGGAUGAAAAAGACGGGGAUCUCUUGGGAAGGGUCCAGCGGGGGGCCGUAAGGAUGGGGAAGGGCCUGGAGCAUCGCCCCUAUGGAGGAAGGCUGAGCGAACUGCGGCUGUUUAGAUUGAGAAAAGGAGGCUGAGAGGGGGCCUGAUCCUGGUCUGUAAAUGUUGAGGUGUGGGGGGUGAGGCCAGGCUGUUUUCAGCGGUGUGUGGGGACAGGACGAGGGGAAACGGACAGGAACUGCAGCACAGGAAGUUGGAUGUGCUGUGGGCUGUGCUGUGGGCUGUGCUGUGGGAUGUGUUACAGGCUGUGCUAUGGGCUGUGCUGUGGGAUGUAUUAUGGGAUGUGCCCCGCAGCACAGGAAGUUCCGCACAGAUGUGCACAAGGAUUCUUUAGGUGGCACAGCUGCCCAUGGAGGUGGUGGAGGCUCCUCCUCUGCAGGUGUUCCAGACCCACCUAUGGGAUGCCUGCUUGUGCGACCUGCUGCAGGAACUGCUUUGGCAGGGGGUUGGGCUCCGUGAUCCCUGGGGGUCCCUUCCAACCCCUGCCAUUCUGUGAUGCUGUGAUA
Messenger RNA from Phasianus colchicus (ring-necked pheasant), 1162 nucleotides. Lineage: Eukaryota; Metazoa; Chordata; Aves; Galliformes; Phasianidae. The record is from RefSeq and is a predicted model, not a curated record.